This is a messenger RNA of Quercus lobata, 2412 nucleotides long. RefSeq lists its product as uncharacterized. Gene Ontology annotation, biological process: DNA integration. Lineage: Eukaryota; Viridiplantae; Streptophyta; Magnoliopsida; Fagales; Fagaceae. The record is from RefSeq and is a predicted model, not a curated record. The transcript is spliced from 3 exons. Bases 1 to 2412 code for a protein of 803 amino acids. Gene Ontology annotation, molecular function: RNA-DNA hybrid ribonuclease activity; nucleic acid binding.
AUGGAUGAUGACGAGGAUGUUCCGAGAGAAAAUUGGGUGCACGGGGAAGUAUACAUUGACGACAUGGUGGUAAAGAGCAAAAGGGAGUCACAACACACAGAAGACCUCCGGGGAGUAUUUGAGAUACUCCGGAAGCACAAGCUGCGCUUGAACGCCGAGAAGUAUACUUUCGGUGUGGAGGCUGGAAAGUUCUUGGGUUAUCUGAUUUCUACUCGGGGGAUAAAAGCCAAUCCCGACCAGAUAAACGCCGUGACCGCCGAGCAAUCCGAAGGAAGUACAGGUGCUAACCGGGAUCUUCUGAAGAAGUGGAAGGAGUUUCAUUGGGACGAGGAAUGCGACAAGGCCUUUCGAGAACUGAAGGAGUACUUGGCAAAAGCACCCAUGUUAAUAGCCCCGGAGUCCGGGGAGGAUUUGUUUAUGUACCUCUCAGUGUUUGACCAUGUCGUGAGUGCUGUGUUACUAAGGGACCAAGGAGUACAGCAGCCUGUGUAUUACAUAAGCAAAACCUUAGUAGAUGCCGAGAUGAGAUACCUGCCCCUUGAGAAGCUAGUUUUGGCACUAGUGCACGCCACGAGGAAGUUGCCACAUUACUUUCAGGCUCAUACGGUAUUCAUCCUCAUCGAGUAUCUCCUGCAGUCGUUGCUAAAGAGAUCGGACUUCACGGGCCGAAUAGCCAAAUGGGGAACUCGUUUGGGUUCGUUCGACAUAAGGUACCGACCGCGAAACUCGGUAAAGGGACAGGUUCUGGCUGACUUCAUUGCAGAAUUCACCCCCAAGAGCGACGGGAAGAUAAUAUGUAAUGCGGAGUGCCGUCCGUGGAAAGUGUUUGUAGACGGCGCUUCGAAUGCUAUGGGGGCCGGAGCUGGUAUUGUCAUAAUCACCUCGGAGGGCAUACGAUUAGAACACUCCUUCAGAUUAGGAUUCAAAGCCUUAAACAACGAAGCCGAGUACGAGGCCUUCCUGGCCGGGUUGAGGGCCGUAUUGUGUUUAGGCGCGAAAGAUGUUGAAACUUAUUCGGACUCUCGGCUGGUGGUUUAUCAAAUAUUGGGAAGCUUCGAAGCUCGGGACUCUCGGAUGAAAGCCUAUCUGAGUGCAGCCAAGCAGAGCAUUGGACGGUUCAGGACAAUGAAGGUAGCCCAAGUAGGUCGGGCACAGAACAGACAUGCCGACUCGCUUGCCACGUUGGCUUCAUCCUCAACCGAGAACAUACCUCGGUUGGUCAAGAUAGAGCUUAUAAGGGAGUCAAGCAUCGAGGUGAAAAGUGAUGACAACCUGACUAGGGUUGAAGUUGCCAUGAUGUCGAUGGCAAAUCCGUGUUGGAUGAACCCGAUCAUAGACUUCAUAGCCGAGGAUAAAGUUUCGGAUGAUGAAAAGGAGGCCAAAAAGAUUCAUCGGGUGGCUUCCCGGUACUGGUUGUUGGCAGAUCGCAAGUUGUACCGGAGGUCUUUCGCAGGCCCUUACCUUUUAUGUCUACAUCCUGAGAAAGUGAACGAACUUUUGACCGAGCUUCAUGAGGGACCGGCAGGACGUCUAAACCCCAUCAGCAGCCCAUGGCCAUUCGCACAAUGGGGGCUAGACAUCCUCGGCCCGUUUCCCCGAGCAACAGGUAACCGCCGUUUUGUAUUAGUGGCUGUGGAUUACUUCACGAAAUGGGCGGAAGCCGAGGCCUUGGCCAACAUUCGGGAUAUCGACGUGAAAAAGUUUGUGUGGAAAAACAUAGUCAUAAGGUUUGGGGUACCGAACUCACUAGUAUCAGAUAACGGGCUACAGUUCGAUAGCAAAGCUUUCCGAGCCUUCUGCAGCGAUCUCGGUAUUAAGAACAAGUACUCAACCCCGGCAUACCCUCAAAGCAACGGCCAAGCUGAGGCAGUAAACAAGACGAUUUUGAACGGGUUGAAGAGGAGGUUGGACGGGGCAAAGGGAAGAUGGGUUGAAGAGCUGCCUAACGUUUUAUGGGCUUACCGUAUGACUCCCAGAAGAUCCACGGGUGAGACCCCUUUCUCUUUGACAUAUGGGGCGGAGGUCGUAAUACCAACCGAGGUGAGCUUGUGCAGUGCACGGGUUGUAGGAUUUGACCUUGCCCAGAACGCCGACCUGAUGAUGGAGCGCUUGGACUGGUUAGAAGAAUGCCGAGAGGCCGUAACCAUACGGCUCGCGGAGUACCGACAGAAACUGUCCCAGAGAUAUAACCAAAAUGUAAAGGGGAGGGAAUUCAGUGCUGGGGAACUGGUUCUAAGGAGGGUUAUGGGAAACAUGCAAGAUGUAGCUGCCGGGAAGCUUGCUCAAACAUGGGAAGGGCCGUACAGGAUUAUCGCCAUCGCUGGCGUAGGGGCUUACUACCUGGAAGAUCUUGACGAGAGGGCGCUCCCCCGGCCAUGGAAUGCUCACAAUUUAAAGAAGUUCUACCUGUGA